Cantharellus anzutake is the source of this 3636-nucleotide messenger RNA. RefSeq lists its product as uncharacterized. Gene Ontology annotation, biological process: regulation of DNA-templated transcription; phosphorelay signal transduction system. The record is from RefSeq and is a predicted model, not a curated record. The transcript has 9 exons. Gene Ontology annotation, molecular function: DNA-binding transcription factor activity; sequence-specific DNA binding. The coding region runs from base 272 to 3484 and encodes 1070 amino acids. NCBI's taxonomy places the organism in Eukaryota, Fungi, Basidiomycota, Agaricomycetes, Cantharellales, Hydnaceae.
GGGGAAGAUACAAUGAGGGGAUAACCGUUAGAGACGGCGUCUGAUAAGGCUUUGGGCGUCAGAGGUGAGGACUGGAAUGUGACACAGAGGGUAAUUUUUUGGUGGUUUUUGUGGAUGUCCUUGUGGCUGCGGGCCAUGUGUACGUUGCCGUGAUGGCUGCUUAAGUAAUCGCCACUUGUACUCAAAGGGGCUUUUCAUCUCUCGACGACAGCGCCCUAUACACUUGUCAUUCAUCGGCGUUCUGGACAUUAGGAUACAAUUCUAAACGCUGAUGGAGGCUCAUCAUCACAGCCAUCAUCGACAUCUCCCGCCCCCGACAUCCCGACCUCCUCCUCCCCCUCCUCCCCCCCCUCUUCAGCCUUCCUACUCUCCCACUUCACCUGUACAACAUUCCCCGACUUACCACCACCAUCUCAGUCACUUAGUUCACGCUCCUCAUCACCAGCAGCGCUGGGAUCAUCACCCUCAAUCUUCAUCGCACCACCAUCUGCCCAUUCAACCUCCGCCAUCUGCUCGCCUGCCGAUCAACGACUCCCCUCCUCUCCUUUCCCGGCAGCCCCCGCCACGUCUAGACACCAAACAGAGGGCAUCGCACCAACACCAACCUCCCCCGCCGCCGCCGUCUCAAUCACAGACGCAGCAGCACCCGAAAUUCCCUCAGCCCCAGCAGUACGUGAAGCAUGAGCCCCAGCAGCAGCACUCUUUACGAGCACUCCCCGCGCAUCAUACUUCUUCGUCUACGGCAGCCCCUCCAGUGCUUAGAGAAAAACGACCCCUCCCUGAUCGAGAUAACGACGACGGAAUGCCUCCCACCAGCGAUUUCGUAAAGAAGCUAUAUAGAAUGCUGGAAGAUAACCAGGAUGAGGAUGUCGUCUCCUGGGGUCCCACUGGCGACUGCUUCAUUGUCAAAGACAUGAAUGAAUUCACGCGCAUUAUCCUCCCUCGCAUGUUCAAGCACUCCAACUUCGCCUCCUUCGUCAGACAGCUCAACAAGUAUGAUUUUCACAAGAUCAAGAACAUCGUCGAGGACCCUAACCCGGACAUGCAGAGCUGGACGUUUCAACAUCCAGAUUUUCAGGCGAAUAAUCCUGCUGCCCUAGAGAACAUCAAGCGCAAAGUCCCUAAUGGCCGUAAGCCAACUGGCUCGUCUGCCGGCAAAGGUGCUUCGGUCGGUACAUCGGCCCCCAUGUCCGCGGUCUCACCGUCUUCAGCACCUUCGCCGGGAGGGGCGAACCUUCCUUCCAUAUCUUCCGUCAAUGCUUCAGUCGUCCCAGCCUCGCCGGAGCUGGCGCCGCUCUCGAAUCCGCACCUCGUCGCUCAACAGAUCCAAGAUGUGCAUGAUGCCUUCAACAGACGUUUCAGCUCACUCGAGGCAAGGUUCGAUGAGUUGUCGAGGAGGUAUGAGGACUUGGCUCGGGUGCAUGAUGAUUUGAUGACCAAGCAUCGAGUCACUCUUAACGAGCUUGGCGAUCUUCGACGGAAUGCUAAUCAUCAGGACGGAGUACUGCAACAAUUACUGGGUUAUUUCGUCCAAGGGCAACACAUGAGGAACACGAAUCCCAUGAAUGGUGGGGCUCCAGCUCCAGCUCCCACAGCUCCCGUUGGGGGUGCCCCUAUUGCCGACGAAGGGCAGCAGUAUGUCUAUCAGCCCCAUUUCGUUCAUGGUGAGGAAGCGAAAGGGAUCAUGCUUGCGAACUACACGGAGCAGGAAAUUGCUCAGGUUGCAUUCGAUUCGAUGAAUGAGAUGUCUCGGAGGGCGCAAGAAGCUGGGAUGACUUUCGGAAGGACGAGCCCUAGACAGAUCACAGCGGGUCCAAUGGUUGGGGAUGGGUCGGUUCCUCAGGCCGUACCACCACAACAGCCUCCAAUGCUCGUAGGGCUCUCCGAGGAGGCAGCUAUGCAGAGAUUGACCGAGCUUCAAAAAGCUCGAGCUGCGACCCAGCCUGUCCCGAAGAUGGUUAGCGUCAAUCCGAUGGGCAUGUAUGCACCCCCACCCCAUCCCCCACCAGGUGUGGCUCCUCUAGUUAACGGCACCGCUGAGCAAGCGCAGGCUGGAUCUCACGUACCUAGUGGAGGCGUUUUUGCUCCUCAAACUCAAGUUGGGGGACCGCUUGGUUAUGGCCCGCCGCCCGGUAUUGAUCCAGGAACCGCAAUGACGAGCGGUGAUAUCAAUAUGGAACUUCAGAGAUAUCCGUCUCCUUCCGAUCAUGCAGGUUUUAAGGAUAGUAAUCGGAUUAUCGAAGUCCCAAGCGACACGCCUGUUCCCCUUCGCACCUCUGCCGUUCCACCCACCGUGAAUGGCUUGGCGGCAUCAGGUUCAGGUCCAAGGCCAGAGUGGAACUAUGGACCUGGUGCGGCAAAUGUUGAUGUGCCGAUGCGUUCUGGGUCGCCUAUUAUCCCUCCUGCUUCACCUCCCUCGCUCAGCUCGACGGAUCCCCGUCCGAUCGUUAAUUUGGAUCACACCUACCCCACACAACCACCCCCGCCACCUCGUUCCACGCGUCCAGCGUCGUCUACUUCACCCGUCACGAAAUCUCCGACGUCAUCUAGUGGUAAAGACAAGAAGAAUACGUUGAGAGUACGGAGGAGUACGUAUGUGCCUGGAUGGGCUGUUCCUCCUAGGGUGUUACUGGUAGAGGACGACUUGGUGAGCAGGAGGCUGAGUAGCAAGUUCUUGCAGGUGAGCGGAUGCACAAUUGACGUUGCUGUGGAUGGGAUUGGUGCCGUGAACAAGAUGAAUUUGGAGAAGUAUGAUCUCGUGUUGAUGGACAUCGUUAUGCCCAAGUUGGAUGGUAUUUCGGCGACAAGCUUGAUCAGACAGUUCGAUCAUAUGACGCCGAUUAUCUCGAUGACGAGUAACUCGAAGCCGUCUGAGAUCAUGACAUAUUAUUCGAGCGGUAUGAACGAUAUUCUUCCCAAGCCCUUCACUCGUGACGGAUUGACACAUAUCCUUGAUAAACACUUGACGCAUCUCAAGCUAAUCAAGAAUCUUACGACGAGCAUUCCUCGCUCGCUUAGCGAUAAUGAGACUGUCAUCUCUGCAACGCUCACUGUACCUCCUGGCUUCACCUCAUCUCCCCCAUCUCCGUCCGCCAUCAUGGCUGCCUCUACUCCUCAAGAGACCGUACAGCCCUCUCUCCCGAUCGCCACGCUUACCACCACAAACAGUCUUUCACACAUUGCUCCACACAGCGCCGUGAUGGGUACGGGACAAAUUAAUCCACUCGAAGGACUCGGUAUUGAUCCUCAGCAAUACCCGGGCAUGCUGCAGAAGUUAAUUGGGAUGACGAGUGAUGUGCUCGAUGCAAUUCCCGGUGAGAUGGAUUAUGGUUCGUUAGGUAUGGGGGGGAUGAGCGCACCGUUGGAUGGGAUGGCAAUGGCGGCUGAUAUGGGCACCGUUCCUUCGCCCUCCGUUCUGAAGAGGGAACGAGAAGAUGAUGAUAUGAGGAGCGUGAAAAGGAGUCGGUUUGAGGUUAUUGAGUGAAGUCUGGACUCUCCCCGCGAACGAAACUCGGAAAACGGAAAAAGAAAGGUUCAAGAGUGUCGUUAUCUCUGCGGUGACCGCCAUGGUCUCGUGCUUGGAUUCCUUUGAUGCUAUAUACCCAGCUUCGCAUUUCCCUGCCGAUUCGAUUCGAU